Messenger RNA from Panicum hallii, 1413 nucleotides. Its product is annotated as maf-like protein DDB_G0281937. Lineage: Eukaryota; Viridiplantae; Streptophyta; Magnoliopsida; Poales; Poaceae. The transcript has 8 exons. The record is from RefSeq and is a predicted model, not a curated record. Gene Ontology annotation, molecular function: nucleoside triphosphate diphosphatase activity. The coding region runs from base 523 to 1269 and encodes 248 amino acids.
UGUCAGCAAGGGUUAGCCAUCAGCAGUAUCAUGUCGUUGUGCCAGAUUUCUAGUGUUUCUUCUCCCAUGCUGUUUGCGGACGACUCCACGGAUCAUCCCAACUCCACAAGCCAGAAACAAGUCCUGAACAUUGGGAAUAUGGGAUUGCAAGUCAGAGGCUGGGAAACUCACCAAGUUAAUGCCCCCUUCUUUUAACCUUUCUCAUGCUGUCUUUCAUUCACCUAGGCACGGUACCGUGGGCGUUCGUUCGGAAAGCCAAAUUUGUGUUACAGAAACCUCUGGAAGAGGCAUGCUGCGCUCGACACCGUUUGCCACGUGGACCAGUCAAGGGUCAAAGGAGAAAACGCACUAGAGUAAACGGUGCUCGCCAGCUACUCUUGCCUAGCUCUGACCGCGACAAGCCUUGGUGAUCAAGAGGAAGCAACACCACCAUUUCAACGGUCUCUUGGCCUCCACUCCGCACCGUAGCCGUCGAUCUCCAUCCUUCGAGGCCUCAACUGUCUGCAGGAACCAAGCGUGGGCAUGGCUUCCAUCUCCUCCACCACCUCCUUCCCUUUCAAGAUCAUACUGGGAUCAUCGUCGCCGGCGCGCCGGGAGAUCUUGGCUGACAUGGGAUACGAAUUCAUCGUCAUGAGCGCUGACAUCGACGAGAAGGCCAUCAGGAAGGACAAGCCAGAUGAGCUGGUCAAGGCAUUGGCUGAAGCCAAGGCUGAGGCUAUCAAGCUGAAGCUCCAUGACGACUGUGGUCCAGGCAGUGACCAGACAACCCUUCUGAUCACCUCGGACCAGGUCAUGGUGAGCAAAGGUGUGAUACGGGAAAGGCCACGGAGUGCAGAAGAAGCCAGGGAAUUUAUCAAGGGUGAGAGGUUCUCCUUCCUUGUGAUCGUUAGAUAUGUCAUGUCUGAAAGGAAACGCCAUCUUCAGGGGGGAAUUGAUAAUGCAUCUUCUUCGUUUUUGUUGACAGGGUAUUCGGAUGAUCGAGCAUUUGCGGUGAACUUUGUUCUUGUAUCCAACCUGAGUACUGGGGCUACAAAAGGAGGAUGGGACAUACCAGAGAUCAAAUUUAAGAACAUACCGGACGAGUUCAUCGACAGAGUGGUUAAUCAAGGCGAGAUGACAUGCGUGGCUGGCGGGCUUAAGCUGACACAUCCGUCAGUACUGCCAUUCAUCAUCAAAGAACUGGUCGGUACGGCGGAUAGCGUUCGAGGUCUUCCAAGGGAGCUCACAGAGAAGCUUAUUCGAGAAUCACUGGAAGCAAAAGCGGAGUGAAUCCGUUUGCAACAGAGGAGUGGUCGAGGUGUUGUUAGAUGUGAGCGAGCAUCAUGUCAAAAGUUUUUUCUUUUCUUUAAGAAGCAGGAGCACUGUUGAUGCAUUUUACUCACUGGACGAACUUUUCUUCUCUCUCUUUUAUUU